Saccostrea echinata is the source of this 1232-nucleotide messenger RNA. RefSeq names its product procathepsin L-like. The transcript is spliced from 5 exons. NCBI's taxonomy places the organism in Eukaryota, Metazoa, Mollusca, Bivalvia, Ostreida, Ostreidae. The record is from RefSeq and is a predicted model, not a curated record. Gene Ontology annotation, molecular function: cysteine-type endopeptidase activity. The coding region runs from base 33 to 950 and encodes 305 amino acids. Gene Ontology annotation, cellular component: lysosome.
AAACACACUGAAACUCCUGUUAAGGGUACACGAUGAAAUAUUUCUUCCUGAUUUUGGCACUUGUUACCCCUCUUGCUAUAAGUAUCACAAACGAAUUUCAAUCAUGGAAACAGAAAUACCGGAAGCACUACAGAAGUACAAACGAGGAAGCCUAUAGGUAUGGAAUAUGGAAGAAAUCCCUGGAUUUAGUGAAUCGUCGAAACCAAGCCAAUGUUUCUGGCUUCUUAAUGGAGGUGAACCAAUUUGCAGAUCAGAUUCAUAUUGGAAAUAGAAAAAAGCUGUAUUACAAACUGUCAUCGCUUGCCUCGACAUCGCCAUUUAUUGGAGACGUCCCCGAUUCUUUUGAUUGGCGUAAAAAAGGCGCCGUGUCUCCAGUAAAGAACCAGGGCCAAAUUGGAAGCGCUUUAGCUUACGCCACUAUAGACUGCAUUGAAAGCAUGCAUUUCAUUAAGACUGGGCAACUUGUUGAACUCAGCAUUCAUGAACUGGUGCAGUGUUGCAAUACCUCAAUUGUGGGAUCGGAGUUUGAGUGUGUAAAAAAACUUGGAGGUCUCUGUGAUUCUGCCAGCUACCCGGACUCCUCAACAUGUCAGAGCAGCAAAUGUACACCGGUUGCUAAGGUCACGGAUGUGACAGCAGUAAAGCACGGUGACGAAGAGGCGAUGAAGGUGGCAGUAUUUAAGCAGCCUGUUUUUGCUGCUAUAGAUGCCAGCCACACCUCGUUCCAGUUAUAUCGGAGUGGUAUUUAUUACGAGAGGGCCUGCUCGUCACAGAGACUAGAUCAUGCCGUCCUGGUUGUGGGAUAUGGGUCCCAAGGAGGAAAAGACUUCUGGAUUGUGAAAAAUUCUUGGGGAACUGAAUGGGGAAUGAAUGGAUACAUAUUAAUGAGCCGAAAUAGGGGAAACAACUGUGGAAUUGCCUCCAGUGCAUUGAUUCCAGUCGGGAUUUAAGAAUCAAACAAAAAUGUAUUCACUAUAAAAGAAUAAUAUUUGUUUGUGUUGACUUGAAUUUCAAAUGUGAAAUAAAUGUUUGGAAAAACACAAGUUCAAAGACACAUACUUGCAUGAAUUCUUAUUGCCUCCCCUUGAAAAAGGGGGCAUUAUUUGAUUGCACCUGUUAGUCGGCCGGUAGACCAAGUGUAAUUGUGUGAAAAACAGAUUGCUCAACUAAAAAUAGUAAUAUACUUGUAUUUUAUUUUAUAUUGAUAUGAUAUUAAAGCAAUAUGAGCUGCA